AUUGAGGCCAGGCCGAAGCACCAUGAGCGGCAUGGGCGAGCAGCUGAAGUGCGAAGUCUGCGAUGACACAAACGCGACCAUCCAAUGCCAGGUGGACGCGAACAAAUCCCACACGAGAACUCCUCUCUUCCGCAACCGCGGGCUCGGCCUCAACUCCCGUCCGAUCUCCCACAGCUCCACUCGCACCACCUCCCCGAGAGAAGUGAAGGCGCUGGACGAGCUGAAGCUUGGGGACAUGAACUCGUUCUCACCGAUCGUCAAGUCGGAGGACCUGAGGAGGGAGAAGGACCAGAUGAGACCAUACCCUGAGCUCUCGGACUUCCACCCUCCUCCUGACAACCUGCGGAAGCCCCUCGGGUUCGCCUCCAACGCCCCGGAGCCGCCGAUGAGAGACAACGUGUCAAACCUUGAGCGAGCGCAAGAGCUCAACAUGGACUCGCUGAAGCCGCUCCCCUACUUCGAUCACCACGGGAGGCACGACUACCCCGAGCAGGAGCACCUGCCCUACCGCAACUACAUCCACGAGCCCACGGUCAACCAGGUCUAUGGGAGGACAUCUGAAUUCGCUGCACAACAAAACUUCAAUUCCACACCGCAGAACUUCAACUCUGCAUCGCAGAACUUCAACUCUGCAUCGCAGAACUUCAACGCCACGCCGCAGAAUUUCAACUCGACCCCGCAGAAUUUCAACGCCAACCAACCACGGAACGCGAGGGAGUACGGCAACGCUCCAUCCGUCUAUGCGAGAUCAGGAUAUGCAACCCCCACAAGAUCAAACAUCAGCCUAAGUCAAUUCCGCAGCGGCAUACGGUCAGUGUCUCAAUCAGGUUCCAACACCCCCACCACUCGAGGCAAC
Molecule: messenger RNA, 856 nt
Organism: Guillardia theta CCMP2712
Lineage: Eukaryota; Cryptophyceae; Pyrenomonadales; Geminigeraceae
Exons: 7
Source: RefSeq, a predicted model, not a curated record